GGUCCUUGCGUGCAGGCGGGCGGCGAGCGCGAGGUGUCUCCUUCACUUCGCCCUCCAGCGCGGCCUUCACGCGGCGAGAGGAAAGGAAGCGCGCGUGCGAGAAAGGUGCGAUAUAGAGACGCUCCUGCGCCCUUCCCCCGUGUAGACAGAUUUUCUAAAUUGGAGUAGAUAGCUAUGAGUUUUAAUCCAGCAUGUCAUCUCCCGUCAAGAACAACUCCAAUGGCUAUCCCACCAGCAUAUGGAGAUCUCGGCAAGUCUGCCAGAGACAUCUUCAACAAAGGAUUUGGUUUUGGCCUGGUGAAAUUGGAUGUGAAAACGAAAUCUGCAAGUGGAGUGGAGUUUGCAACAUCUGGGUCAUCAAACACAGACACAGCAAAAGUGACUGGGAGCUUGGAGACCAAAUAUAAGUGGGCUGAGUAUGGCGUGACUUUCACAGAAAAAUGGAAUACAGAUAACACUCUAGGAACAGAAAUGGCAAUUGAAGAUCAGAUUGCCAAAGGUCUGAAGUUGACAUUUGAUACAACUUUCUCACCGAAUACCGGAAAGAAAAGUGGCAAAAUCAAGUCUGCCUACAAGCGUGAAUGCCUAAACCUCGGGUGUGAUGUUGACUUUGAUUUUGCUGGACCAGCUAUCCAUGGCUCAGCUGUCCUGGGUUAUGAAGGCUGGCUGGCUGGGUACCAAAUGACCUUCGAUAGUGCCAAAUCCAAGCUGACAAGAAACAAUUUUGCCGUGGGUUACAAGACCGGAGAUUUCCAGUUGCACACUAAUGUCAAUGAUGGCUCAGAGUUUGGUGGCUCAAUUUACCAAAAAGUCAGUGACAACCUUGAGACUGCUAUAAAUCUUAACUGGGUGGCAGGCACCAAUAGCACUCGCUUUGGAAUCGCAGCAAAGUACCUGUUGGAUCCCACUGCUUCUAUUUCCGCAAAAGUGAACAAUUCUAGUCUAGUUGGAGUCGGUUACACCCAGACCCUGAGGCCAGGUGUGAAGCUCACUAUGUCUGCCCUAAUCGAUGGAAAGAACAUCAAUGCUGGCGGACAUAAACUUGGUCUUGGCCUAGAAUUGGAGGCUUAAAAGGCGUGGAGAAAACAGCUGCAGAAAAUGGGAUAUUGGAUGAAUAUGGCCUUAAAAAUGUAAUUCCAGUGCGACCCGGAGGCUUUCUUCCUUCUCGGAGGAAUGGCCUAGAACAAGAGCUGUAUUCAGAGUAUUUAGGCAGUUCCUCGUUAGCUGGUUUUUAGUUUAAAUUGGUUAUCUCUCUAGUUUUCAACACUGCAUUAGUGCAGUCACUACAAUAAUACAUUAUGUAAAUGUAUUUAACUGUUGAAUGCGCUGCCCACAAAUAAUGAAAUAGACUUUAUGAAAACCUGUACAAAUGUGUGCAUGUUAUGUUUCUUUUAACACAAAAUAGCCAUUGAAAUGACAAAAUGGAUCAAUGGUUAUUCUGAAAAGUGAGGUCAACAGUUUUGUCAAAAAUCACUAUAAUUAGAAAUACUUUUGGUAUCCCAACGCAAUUCAGAAUUAUGAAUAAAACAAAUACACACACAUA
Molecule: messenger RNA, 1543 nt
Organism: Anolis sagrei ordinatus
Lineage: Eukaryota; Metazoa; Chordata; Lepidosauria; Squamata; Anolidae
Gene: VDAC2
Product: voltage dependent anion channel 2
Biological process (GO): monoatomic anion transmembrane transport
Cellular component (GO): mitochondrial outer membrane
Molecular function (GO): voltage-gated monoatomic anion channel activity
Source: RefSeq, a predicted model, not a curated record